AUGUCAGAUCAUUCUGGUGAUACUGGUUCUUUCAACAACAGCAGCACUUUUCAAAGAGAAAGGCUUCUUAAUGAUUAUGAUCAGGAAAACAUGGAUGGAAGCAGUAUAGAUCUUGUUCCGAGUAACUCAGAGAAUGAAUUGGACACGGAUCAUUCCUAUGAUCUUCGGAGAUCUCAAGAGUUAAUUCCUCAAGAGGUCUCAACGAACAACAACCUGCAGUUUUCUUCAAAUGGAGUUGAAACUGACAACAUUUCAAAGAUUGAAACUGGUAUUAAUACAACAGUGCCUUUUAAAAUUCAUCCUCGACCUAAAAAUCUCCAACCAAAGCCAUCCUAUCAACUUCAAUUAGAAAUUUACUAUGGAGGAGGAAUGCCCAACAAAACAAUCAUCAUCAAUGUAUAUAAUGAAAACAAUCCAAAACCCUUCCUUGGUGGAUUUCGAAACACUCUUACCAAUCUCAUGUAUCAUCAUGCAGCCACUCAAACAGACUCUCAGAAACAAAAGGAUCCAACUAUUAAAUCAUUCCAUAGAGAAACUCAAACUAAAAAAUUUACGACGAAGGGACAACAAACCCUUAGAGAACAAGGAACUCAAAUGGAAAAACCAGGACUUACCAUAGACACUUCUGAAGAUCGAAUUAUUUAUCCCUCUUCUAAUUAUUUUGAUUCUGAAAUGUUAAAAUCAUUAAAAAUUGAGAUGGCCAUUAAAAUUCAGAGAAAUGUCAGACGGUGGAUUGCGAAAAGAAAAGUAGACCGAAUGAGAGAACAAAAAUACAAGGAAAUUGAGAUGAAAGAACAAGCAAAGAAACAAAAGGAAAUGAGUGAAAAUCAUAAAAAGUAUAAAGAGAUUAAAAGAAGAAUGCACCCAAGAAAACCACAAGAUUUUCAAAUCAUGUACGACGAGUUAGAAGCAUGGAGAACAAAGGAGACAGAAGAUAUUAAUUCAAAUGCUCUUCCAGGAUCUAAAGAAAGAAAAGAAGCAAUGAAAGAAUUGCUUCGAAAGGAAACAAAACUGCUCCAAACGAUCGAUCGAUUGAAAAUUGUUGCAGGACAACAAAACAUGGGACAAAAAAUUCAAAGAGAUUUAGAAGAAAUGGCAAAACCAAAAAGAAUCUCUCGAAUGAACACAACACGAGUCAAUUACAAUCGAGCAAGAGCGUUGAAAGAAGGAGCAAUCCCUCAUUCCACUUCUACUGAUGAAAGUAACAUUAAUUACACUGAAAUUGAAACACCCUACACCAUUCGAGCAAGAGAAUUGAGAGAUUUGUAUUAUGGACUCAACACUGAAAUGUUAUCCAUUGAUGAACGAUUAGAUGUGUUGAUGCAUGUCAAAUGGACAGUGAAAGAAUUUGAAAAGGAUUCUCUCUCAAAGGAUAUUAUUGAACUGAUUGAUCGAGAAGCAGACUUGUUAAAUAGAGGUAGAAAGGACAGUAGUUUAGUUGGAUUAAGGAAACGAUUGUCUAAUUUAUUUUUACACUUCAUUCAUGAACCCAAAUACAAUCCUGAAGCCAUGGUUCUUGUCAAUCGAAAGAAGAAUCAAUUGAAAAAGAUGAUUGAACAAGUCGAAGAUGAGGACAUCUCUCAUGAAUAUACCAUUGAAUUCACUUCACGGGAUCUUGAAAAUCAUGAUGACGAAUAUUACCACUCUUUGAAUGUUGAUCAACAAGACAAGAAUGAUGAACAACCCAUGAUCGAAGUGGUGGAAGAAGAAAUGGUGGAUUGA
Messenger RNA from Naegleria fowleri, 1722 nucleotides. RefSeq lists its product as uncharacterized. Gene Ontology annotation, molecular function: protein binding. The transcript has a single exon. Bases 1 to 1722 code for a protein of 573 amino acids. Lineage: Eukaryota; Heterolobosea; Eutetramitea; Acrasida; Naegleriidae. The record is from RefSeq and is a predicted model, not a curated record.